Molecule: messenger RNA, 300 nt
Organism: Peronospora belbahrii
Lineage: Eukaryota; Oomycota; Peronosporomycetes; Peronosporales; Peronosporaceae
Source: the annotation of a GenBank genome assembly
AUGGCUACAAGCCGAAGUCCAAGUAGCAGUGAAGUCACUCGGCGUCAUGGCAAUCGCAGCCGUCGCGAUGGACGACAUGUGAGUAAACAAGAUCGGAAGAGUGAUGACCGACGUUUGACGCAUAAGAAACGGCAGCGAUCUCGCAGUCGUAGCAUACAUAAUGAGGAAAAAACUCACAAGAAACACUCGAAGAAAGACAAGAAACACUCGAAGAAAGACAAGAAACACUACAAAACGAAGAAGAGAGAUAACUCCACAAGAGGCAGCAAGUGCAAAAGUAGCAGCAAAUUCUACGUGUGA